Messenger RNA from Mya arenaria, 1569 nucleotides. RefSeq names its product proton-coupled amino acid transporter 2-like. Gene Ontology annotation, cellular component: vacuolar membrane. Gene Ontology annotation, molecular function: amino acid transmembrane transporter activity. Gene Ontology annotation, biological process: amino acid transmembrane transport. The record is from RefSeq and is a predicted model, not a curated record. The transcript is spliced from 11 exons. Lineage: Eukaryota; Metazoa; Mollusca; Bivalvia; Myida; Myidae. Bases 110 to 1519 code for a protein of 469 amino acids.
CUCAAUUAGUUAAAAUCAAUGGAAAAUUUUUGAAGAAAAAAAUGCGUUGGAAAAAUACAGUAGUGUAAAAUUCACUUUUUGAUUAAUAAGGGAUCAUAAUGUUUUGAAAAUGGAGAAGGAAACCGAAAAUCGCUCUAUUCUAGAUGCAUCAGAAGGUCAAACCUACCAAACGUAUGGUGAGUUCUCGGGCAGUAUUCAAAAUAUGAAGGAUGACGUCAUGGACCAACGCGAUGGACCAAAAGCGUCACCGGGUACAGAUAUUGAACUGGACGAGGAAGGCUUAAGCUCUUCAUUAAAAACGACGAACACAGAAUGUAUAAUGCAUCUUCUGAAAGGAAUGCUAGGAACGGGAAUUCUUGCUAUGCCCGUUGCAUACAAAAACGGCGGACUGUGGGUUAGCCUGGGAGUAGUGCUGCUGAUCGGUGUUAUAUGUACCCACUGUAUGCAGAUCCUUGUCCAGGCUGGGAUUGAACUAACAAAAAGAACAGGCCUGACGGACUUGGACUACUCAGAUGUAAUGGAGCAAGCGUUUGCUACCAACGACAGAACAAGGAAAUGGAGUAAGGUUGCAAGGAUUUCAGUAAACGUCUUCCUCUUGAUUACGCAGUUCGGGUUCUGUUGCGUCUAUAAUGUCUUCAUUGCAGAGAAUAUUCAGCAGGUUGUUGAGCAUGCGCACGAUUUUUCCCUGAAUGACAAGGCAUACAUUGCAUUUGUCGGCUUGUUGGUUGUUCCAUACGUGAUGAUAAAAAGUCUGAAAACGCUUGCUCCUUUUUCUACAGUCGCUAAUCUUCUGAACUGGUUUGGAAUAAUCGUUGUAAUUGCCAAUUUGGUCCAGGAUUUGCCCGAUUACAAAAUACGCAGCCCAGUGGGUAAACUCAACACGUUGCCUUUGUUUUUUGGCCAGGCCAUUUAUUCUUUUGAAGGAAUUGGUUUGGUUUUGCCAUUACACAACAAAAUGCGAACCCCUGCCGCAUUUCCAGGUAUGACAGGAAUUCUGACGCUUGGGCUUACCAUAACCAUUUGCUUAUACAAUGUGGUUGGUUUCUAUGGUUACCUGAAAUAUGGCGAUGACGCCAAGGGGAGCGUGACAUUGAACUUGCCCUCAGACAAUUGGUUAUACCUUUCAACAAAGCUGAUGUUUGCUGUCGCUCUUUUCAUAAGCUACGGGUUAAUGUUUUACGUUCCUUUUAACAUUAUUUGGCCGUUUCUGGAAAAAAGAUACACAGCUCGAACGAAAAAAGAGUUGCCAAAGUAUGCUGAGUAUGUCUGCAGGUUUAGCCUCGUGUGUGUGAUAUGUGGAAUGUCGGCAUUGGUGCCACAUUUAGACCUUCUCAUCUCACUGAUUGGUGCAUUUGCAAGCUCUUUCCUCGCUCUUAUUUUUCCUCCACUCAUACAGCUCGUCACCUUUCAAUGCAGCAAAAUGACAUGGACUUUAAAUAUAACAAUAAUUUUACUUGGAUUUUUUGGUUUUGUUGUUGGAACGUAUUCGUCUUUACUGGAAAUAUCCAAGACAUUUUAAAACGUUUACUUUGAAAUGUCGUUCACGUUUAUUAUAUAAACUACGGUAUA